Megalops cyprinoides (Indo-Pacific tarpon) is the source of this 2429-nucleotide messenger RNA. RefSeq names its product phosphoenolpyruvate carboxykinase 1 (soluble) (gene pck1). The record is from RefSeq and is a predicted model, not a curated record. The transcript is spliced from 10 exons. Gene Ontology annotation, molecular function: manganese ion binding; phosphoenolpyruvate carboxykinase (GTP) activity; GTP binding. Gene Ontology annotation, cellular component: mitochondrion; cytosol. Gene Ontology annotation, biological process: cellular response to glucose stimulus; cellular response to dexamethasone stimulus; response to starvation. NCBI's taxonomy places the organism in Eukaryota, Metazoa, Chordata, Actinopteri, Elopiformes, Megalopidae. The coding region runs from base 161 to 2032 and encodes 623 amino acids.
ACCCUCAGAAAACAUCCACCAAAGGACCUCAGCAACCAAGCACAGAGGCUGAUGAAGCUGAUGAGGCUCAGCUAGCUGAAAAGAAGGAAAAAGACCAGAAUCCUGCGAGUCUCAGUGUGUCAUUUCUCCAGCUCAGUAACCCACCCAACCCGACAGAGCCAUGCCACCCCAGCUGCCCUCCCAGAACCAGGCCAGCCCCCAUGUGGUGCACGGGGACCUGGCGUCCCUUAGCCCGGUCUUGCGGGAGUUCAUCGAGAGCAGCAUGUCCCUGUGUCAGCCUGAUGCUCUGCACAUCUGCGACGGCUCGGAGGAGGAGAACUCCGCCAUCCUGGCACAGCUGGAGGAGCAAGGAAUGAUCAAGAGGCUGCCAAAAUACGAGAACUGCUGGCUGGCACGCACAGACCCGGGUGAUGUGGCUCGGGUGGAGAGCAAGACAGUGAUUGUGACCCAGGAUCAGAGGGACACCAUUCCCUCCCCCCGCGGCAGCAGCGUCAGCCAGCUGGGCCGCUGGAUGUCACAGGAAGAGUUUGACAAGGCCAUGAACCAGCGCUUCCCGGGCUGCAUGAAAGGGCGCACCAUGUAUGUGAUCCCCUACAGCAUGGGCCCUGUGGGUUCCCCGCUGUCCAAGAUCGGUGUGGAGCUGACGGACUCCCCUUACGUGGUGGCCAGCAUGCGGGUGAUGACGCGCAUGGGCAAGGCUGUCCUGGAAGCCCUGGGGAACGGGGACUUCGUGCGCUGCCUGCACUCAGUGGGCUGUCCCCUGCCGCUCAAAAAGCCAUUAGUGAAUAACUGGCCCUGCAACCCUGAGCUCACGCUGGUGGCCCACAUACCUGACCGCAGGCAGAUCGUGUCUUUUGGCAGUGGCUAUGGAGGGAACUCAUUGCUGGGAAAGAAGUGUUUUGCACUCCGAAUUGCCUCUCGCAUUGCAAAGGAGGAGGGCUGGUUGGCUGAGCACAUGCUGAUCCUGGGCAUCACGAGCCCUGAGGGCCAGAAGAAGUACAUUGCUGCUGCUUUCCCCAGUGCCUGUGGAAAAACAAACCUUGCCAUGCUGUGCCCAGCUUUGCCGGGCUGGAAGGUUGAGUGUGUUGGGGAUGACAUCGCUUGGAUGAAGUUUGACGAAGAAGGCAACCUGAGGGCCAUCAACCCAGAGAAUGGAUUCUUUGGUGUUGCCCCUGGAACCUCUGCUAAGACCAACCCCAACGCCAUGGCCACCAUCUGCAAGAACACCAUCUUCACCAACGUGGCUGAGACCAGUGAUGGCGGUGUGUACUGGGAGGGCAUGGACCAGAAACUUCCCGAGGGGGUGACCUUAACCUCCUGGAAGAACAAGCCCUGGACACCUGAGGAUGGUGAGCCAUGCGCGCACCCCAACUCCCGCUUCUGCACCCCCGCCAGCCAGUGUCCCAUCAUUGACCCCCAGUGGGAGUCACCGGAGGGUGUCCCCAUUGAGGCUAUUAUCUUCGGGGGCCGCAGGCCACAAGGUGUGCCUCUGGUGUAUGAAGCAUUCAACUGGCAGCACGGUGUGUUUGUUGGUGCCGCAAUGAGGUCAGAAGCCACAGCUGCUGCAGAGCACAAAGGCAAGGUGAUCAUGCACGACCCCUUUGCCAUGCGGCCCUUCUUCGGCUACAAUUUCGGCCGCUACCUGGCGCACUGGCUCAGCAUGGAGCAGAGACCCCGUGCCAAGCUGCCGAAGAUCUUCCACGUCAACUGGUUCCGCAAGAGUCAGUCCGGAGGGUUCCUGUGGCCUGGCUUUGGGGAGAACAUCCGCGUGCUGGAGUGGAUCUUCCGCCGGCUGGACGGGGAGGCCGAGGCCGUCUCCUCCGUGGUGGGGUACCUGCCUGCCGGGGGAGCACUCAAUCUCAAGGGCCUGGACCAGGUGAACCUGGAGGAGCUGUUCGGGCUGUCCAGGGAGUUCUGGGAGCAGGAGGUGCAGGAGAUCCGGGCGUACUUCCAGACGCAGGUGAACGAUGACCUGCCCGUCGAGGUGGAGAGGCAGCUGGAGCUGCUGCAGCAGAGGGUACAGCAGCUGUGAGCAGACCACCGAAGCCAAGAUCUCAGCUGUCCAGAGGCCAGAAAAAAAAAAAAGAUAGCCUAGUUGCACCAAUUGUGAACUUAAAAUAUUAUAUUUUACUGUUGUAUUUGAAAGAUAGUAAUGCUGACAGGAAGGAAAAUAGAAUUACCAUCUGAAGUCAAUGCAAAUUAAAAUGAAAUCUAAAUUGAUUUACCAACAGAUAAGUCCACACCCUGCAACUUUACCCUGUCAUUCACAAAUCUGGAAUGUACAGAAAUAAUGAAAUGUCAUCAAUGGUAUGUCUAGGAAUGGUCUCAACUGAUUGCUUGAGAGGGAGAAAAGGCAGUCUAAGGCGCUGCCUGGAUGUUUAACGACAUAACUUAUUUCUACACACUUUUCUGUAGCAUAUAUCAUGUGU